Adineta ricciae is the source of this 1071-nucleotide messenger RNA. The record is from the annotation of a GenBank genome assembly. NCBI's taxonomy places the organism in Eukaryota, Metazoa, Rotifera, Eurotatoria, Adinetida, Adinetidae.
AUGCCGAGCGCGACUUGUGUAUCAUGUCAAGGCCAACGACCAGCGGCUCUUGUUCGUCCGAAAACAAGUGAGCCAUACUGUAAAGUAUGUUUUUUCGAAGCAUUCGAGCGUGAAAUACAUGAAACAAUCGUUAAAGAACAAUUGUUUAAACCCGGUGAAACAAUCGCUGUAGCCGCUAGUGGCGGAAAAGAUUCAACUGUUCUCGCUCAUGUAUUAAAGCUAUUGAAUGAAAGACAUUCCUACGGUCUGAAACUUGUUCUAUUGUCUAUUGAUGAAGGUAUUACAGGCUAUCGAGAUGAUUCACUUGAAACAGUUAAACGUAAUCAGCAGCAAUAUGAUUUACCUUUAAUUAUUCUUACAUAUAAAGAAUUAUAUGGUUGGAGUAUGGAUGAAAUUGUCAAAGCAGUGGGGCGUAAGAAUAACUGCACUUUCUGCGGUGUUUUUCGUCGUCAAGCGCUUGAUCGUGGUGCAAUGAAAUUAUCUGUGAACAAAAUUGCGACUGGUCAUAAUGCUGAUGACAUUGCUGAAACGAUUUUAAUGAACAUACUUCGUGGUGAUAUAGCACGAUUAAAACGAUGUACGUCGAUUAUAACCGGUGACGAAUCCGAUGAAAAUGAAGGUUCAGUAAUACCUCGAUGUAAACCAUUAAAAUACGCUUAUGAAAAAGAAAUUGUUCUCUAUGCUUUCUACAAACGCUUGGAUUAUUUCUCAACCGAAUGUCUCUAUUCUCCUAAUGCAUAUCGUGGAAAUAUCAGAACGUAUAUUAAAGAUCUGGAACGAUUGAGACCAUCAUCAAUCAUUGAUAUUAUCCAUAGUGGUGAACAAGUGUUAGUUAAACAAACCGCCAAAAUGCCUGUUCAACGUGUUUGUGAACGGUGUUCGUAUUGUUCAUCGAUGCCAAUCUGUAAAGCAUGCUUAUUAAUCGAAGGUUUGAAUAAGGGUGUACCAAAAUUAGGUAUUGGAAAAACCGAACGUUAUCGAAAAGAAAUGCAAAAGAAGGAUGAAUGUUGCAAUGAUCAAUCUCUGUGUCAUUGCAUGCAAGAGAAAUUAACAGUGAAUGACGAUAAGUGA